AUGCGUAACUGUAAGCUCUGACAGGAAAGCACAGUUAAAAGAGUUGAGCCUGCUUUAGGGAAAACAGCUCUGUGAAUUAUAUACAACUGAAGGAUUUUAACUCUAUCUGUACUGGAGCCUGGUGAAAAAGACAAAGAGCUGGAAAUAAUGCAACUAUGAACAAAGGAAUAAGAUACAAGCACUGCAUUCAACUUCACUGGAAAACAGAAAACAGGUGAAAUUGCAUGUUAAACCAACACGUUUGAGGAAUGGGCCAUGGCCACGUCAAUUGACAAGCUGCUUGAGAAAGAAAGACCAGUCUCCCCUACACCCAGCAAUGUUUCCCUAAAAAGUGACUGGUCGAAGGACGACCCUCUCAACUUCAGUAAAGGAGAACUGGGACCAUUUGAAAGAGAAAUACCAGUUUCCCUUACACCCAGCAAUGUUUCCACAAAAAGUGACGGGUCCAAGGACGACCCUUUUGACUUCAGUAAAGGAGAACUGGGCCCACUCCAGCAACAGGGACCAGUGCCCAGGUGUCCAACCAUGAGCUGCGUCCAGUCUAUGGAUGGUCCUGCACCCAGCAAUGUUUCCCUAAAAAGUGACUGGUCGAAGGACGACCCUCUCAACUUCAGUAAAGGAGAACUGGGGCUGCUUGAGAAAGAAAGACCAGUCUCUCCUGCACCCAGCAAUGUUUCCCUAAAAAGUGACUGGUCGAAGGACGACCCUCUCAACUUCAGUAAAGGAGAACUGGGGCUGCUUGAGAAAGAAAGACCAGUCUCCCCUACACCCAGCAAUGUUUCCCUAAAAAGUGACUGGUCGAAGGACGACCCUCUCAACUUCAGUAAAGGAGAACUGGGACCAUUUGAAAGAGAAAUACCAGUUUCCCUUACACCCAGCAAUGUUUCCACAAAAAGUGACGGGUCCAAGGACGACCCUUUUGACUUCAGUAAAGGAGAACUGGGCCCACUCCAGCAACAGGGACCAGUGCCCAGGUGUCCAACCAUGAGCUGCGUCCAGUCUAUGGAUGGUCCUGCACCCAGCAAUGUUUCCCUAAAAAGUGACUGGUCGAAGGACGACCCUCUCAACUUCAGUAAAGGAGAACUGGGGCUGCUUGAGAAAGAAAGACCAGUCUCUCCUGCACCCAGCAAUGUUUCCCUAAAAAGUGACUGGUCGAAGGACGACCCUCUCAACUUCAGUAAAGGAGAACUGGGGCUGCUUGAGAAAGAAAGACCAGUCUCCCCUACACCCAACAAUGUUUCCCUAAAAAGUGACUGGUCGAAGGACGACCCUCUCAACUUCAGUAAAGGAGAACUGGGACCAUUUGAAAGAGAAAUACCAGUUUCCCUUACACCCAGCAAUGUUUCCACAAAAAGUGACGGGUCCAAGGACGACCCUUUUGACUUCAGUAAAGGAGAACUGGGCCCACUCCAGCAACAGGGACCAGUGCCCAGGUGUCCAACCAUGAGCUGCGUCCAGUCUAUGGAUGAGAAAGAUGCCAAACACAAACUCAAAGAAAACCUGAAGGAGAGAAUCCUCAAAGACAAUAUAAACAAAGAGACUGACACAGAACUCUACGAGAUAAAAGAUGUGAAAAACAAGGAAGAUGCAGAAAAACCUGUUCAAAGCUACAAUGAAAUAUUCAAAACUUCAAUAAAAAAUGUGCGAACAGUGCUGAUGAAGGGAGUGGCUGGUAUUGGUAAAACAUUUCAAACAAAGAGGUUCAUGGUUGACUGGGCAAACGGAAACUCCAAUAAAGACAUAGACUUGAUAGUGUCAUUUGAUUUCAGUGAGCUGAAUUCAAGAAGAGGUCAAGAUCAAAGCAUGGAAGAUCUGCUUAAUGAUUUCUUCAAACAAAGAGUUCCCACCUAUGAUGACUAUAGAGUAGCUUUUGUCCUUGAUGGCCUGGAAAAAUGUAAACUUGAUCUUGACUUGAAAAACAAGGACCUGACUGAUAUAAAAGAGAAAGCCUCUGUGGAUGUGCUGCUAACAAACCUCAUCAAAGGGAAGUUGCUUCCCUCUGCUCAUCUCUGGAUCAUCUCUCAACCUUCAGGAGUUGACAAGAUUCCCUCUCAGUAUAUUCAGAAAGUGACAGAAUGUCGAGAGACCUUGAAGCGCCGGCAGCAUCUGGUAUCAAACCUGAGGACAAGAUUUCUUAAAUACACUCAAGUUGAAGACAUCAAUCAUCCUAACCAGAAGAACACAGAACACAUAAUUAGACGAAACAGCACUGGUGAGGUCAAUGAUGAAGAGAAAAAUGGGCAGCCUGUGCCAAAAUCAGUGACAAAAGUGAAUGCAAUUUCUGAAAUCUUCAAGGAUGAAAAAGACCAAACAAUCAGAACUGUGCUGACUAUUGGAGAAGCUGAUAUUGGAAAAUCCUUCCAUGUGCAGAAAUUUACAAGACAGUGGGCUGAAAAAAAGGAUAAAUGUUUUGUUUUCACUUGGCUGAAAGAUUCUUUGUGGGGCAAAGCCAAAGAUGCUGAAGAACUUCUAUUUCCACUUAGCUUCUCUGAACUUAAAUUGAUAAAAGAGGAAAAAGUCAGCUUGGUGGGACUUCUUAAUCAUUUCUUCGAAGAAACCAAGGAAUCAGUAAUAUCUGACUAUGCACGUUUCAAAGUUUUAUUUAUCUUGGAUGGACUGGACGCUUCUGAACUUCCUCUUGUCAAGGAUGACAUCUUGACAGAUGUCAGAGAGACAGCCUCAGUGGAUGUGCUACUGAUAAACCUCAUCAAAGGAAACCUGCUUCCCACUGCCAAGCUCUGGAUAACCACCCAACCUUCAUCUCUUAAACUGCUGCCUGUUGACUCAUUUGACAGGAUGACAGAAAUACGAGAGAGCAAAGAAAAACUCACAGCAGACCUGAAGAAGAGAAUCCUCAGUCAGCCUGAAGUCGAACAGAGUCAACAUGAGACUGAACUCUACGAAAUAAAAGCUGUGAAAAAUAAGGAAGAUGAACAAAAACUUGUACAAAGCUACAAUGAAAUAUUCAAAACUUCAACAAAAAAUGAAGUGCGAACAGUGCUGAUGAAGGGAGUGGCUGGUGUUGGUAAAACAUUUCAAACAAAGAUGUUCAUGGUUGACUGGGCAAACGGAAACUCCAAUAAAGACAUAGACUUGAUAGUGUCAUUUGAUUUCAGUGAGCUGAAUUCAAGAAGAGGCCAAGAUCAAAGCAUGGAAGAUCUGCUUAAUGAUUUCUUCAAACAAAGAGUUCCCACCUAUGAUGACUAUAGAGUAGCUUUUGUCCUUGAUGGCCUGGAAAAAUGUAAGCUUGAUCUUGACGUUGAAAAAUACGAGGACCUGACUGAUAUAAAAGAGAAAGCCUCCAUGGACGUGCUGCUAACAAACCUCAUCAAAGGGAAUUUACUUCCUUCUGCUCAUCUCUGGAUCAUCUCUCAACCUUCAGGAGUUGACAAGAUUCCCUCUCAGUAUAUUCAGAAAGUGACAAAGUGCCGAGAGAAAAAAUGCAAACUCACAGAAAACCUAAAGAAGAGAAUCCUCAGUCAGCCUGAAGUGGAACAGAGUCAACGUGACACAGAACUCUAUGAAAUAAAAGCUGUCAAAAACAAGGAAGAUGAACAAAAACUUGUACAAAGCUACAGUAAAAUAUUCAAAACUUCAACAAAAAAUGAAGUGCGAGCAGUGCUGAUGAAGGGAGUGGCUGGUGUUGGUAAAACAUUUCAAACAAAGAUGUUCAUGGUUGACUGGGCAAACGGAAACUCCAAUAAAGACAUAGACUUGAUAGUGUCAUUUGAUUUCAGUGAGCUGAAUUCAAGAAGAGGCCAAGAUCAAAGCAUGGAAGAUCUGCUUAAUGAUUUCUUCAAUGAUAUCAAACAUCUAAGAGUUCCCACCUAUGAUGACUAUAGAGUAGGUUUUGUCCUUGAUGGCCUGGAAAAAUGUAAACUUGAUCUUGACUUUGAAAAAAACAAGGACCUGACUGAUAUAAAUGAGAAAGCAUCCAUGGACGUGCUGCUAACAAACCUCAUCAAGGGGAAUUUACUUCCCUCUGCUCAUCUCUGGAUCAUCUCUCAACCUUCAGGAGUUGACAAGAUUCCCUCUCAGUAUAUUCAGAAAGUGACAGAAUGUCGAGAGACCUUGAAGCGCCGACAGCAGCUGGCAGCAAAACUGAGGACAAGAUUUCGUGGAGAAUACACACAAGUUGAAGACAUCAAGCAUCCUAACCAGAAGAACACAGAACACAUAAUUACACGAAACAGCACUGGUGAGGUCAAUGAUGAAGAGAAAAAUGGGCAGCCUGUGCUAAAAUCAGUGACAAAAGUGAAUGCAAUUUCUGAAAUCUUCAAGGAUGAAAAAGACCAAACAAUCAGAACUGUGCUGACUAUCGGAGAAGCUGAUAUUGGAAAAUCCUUCCAUGUGCAGAAAUUUACAAGACAGUGGGCUGAAAAAAAGGAUAAAUGUUCUGUUUUCACUUGGCUGAAAGAUUCUUUGUGGGGCGAAGCCAAAGAUGCUGAAGAACUUCUAUUUCCACUUAGCUUCUCUAAACUUAAAUUGAUAAAAGAGGAAAAAGUCAGCUUGGUGGGACUUCUUAAUCAUUUCUUCAAAGAAACCAAGGAAUCAGUAAUAUCUGACUAUGCACGUUUCAAAGUUUUAUUUAUCUUGGAUGGACUGGACGCUUCUGAGCUUUCUCUUGACAAGGGUGACAUCUUGACAGAUGUCAGAGAGCCAGCCUCAGUGGAUGUGCUACUGACAAACCUCAUCAAAGGAAACCUGCUUCCCACUGCCAAGCUCUGGAUAACCACCCGACGUUCAUCUCUUAAGCUGCUGUCUGUUGACUCAAUUGACAGGAUGACAGAAAUACGAGAGAAACCUGAUGUUGCAAGUCAGCAGAAACUCAAAUCUCAGCUAAAGGAGCAAUUUACGCUGGUGUCUGAGGGCAUUGAUAGGCAGAAAACCUCUGCUCUUCUGAAUGAGAUCUACACAGAUCUCUACAUCGUAGAGGGGGAGAGAGGAGAGGUUAAUGUUCAACAUGAAUUCAGACAGGUUCAAGAGGCAAAAUUCAAGCCAGUGAGAGAAGAAACACCCAUUAAGUAUCAUGACAUCUUCAAACCGGCAUCUGGUGAAAAUAAAUCCAUUAGAACUGUGCUAACGAUUGGGGUGGCAGGCAUUGGAAAAACAUUUGCAUCAAUGAAGUACAUGCUGGACUGGGCUGAGGGUACAGCCAAUAAAAACAUAUAUUAUACAUUUUCACUUCCUUUCCGGGAGCUGAAUUUGAGAAAAGACAGAGAACACAGUUUCGAGGAGCUUAUUCAUCAGUUCUUCCCUGUUAUGAAGACAUCAGAAAUAAACAACUAUGACAAGUAUGAAAUUCUGAUUGUCCUGGAUGGCCUCGAUGAAUGUCGCCUUGAUCUAAACUUCAGUGAAAGUAUGGAUUGGAUAGAUGUGAGAAAGGCAACCUCAGUGAAUGUUCUGCUGACAAACCUUAUCAAAGGAAACUUGCUUCCUAAAGCUCAAAUCUGGAUAACCUCCCGACCUGCAGCAUCCAAUAUUAUCCCUGCUGGUAAAGUUGACCGGGUUACAGAGGUGCGAGGAUUCAAUGAUGAACAGAAGGAGGAGUACUUCAGGAAGAGAUUCAGUGAGAAAGAUCUGGCUGAGAAAAUCUUGUCACAUGUAAAGAAAUCGAGGAGCCUUUAUAUCAUGUGUCACAUCCCAGUCUUCUGCUGGAUCACUUCAAAAGUUCUAGAGGACUUUGUAAAUCGAAACCAAGAAGAAGGGAUGCCCAAGACUCUGACUGACAUGUACAUUCACUUUCUUUUGCUGCAAUGCAGACAAGCUAAUGUGAAGUAUGGUGGAGAGGAGACAAGUGAGAGUUCUGAGACAUAUUCAUGCUGGAAUACAAGGAACAAAGACACUGUCCUAUCUUUGGGAAAACUGGCUUUUGAGGAGUUAGAGAAAGGAAAUCUUCUCUUCACUGAAGAAAACCUGAUAGAGUGUGGCAUUGACAUCAAAAAAACUGCAGUCUUCUCAGGGUUAUUCACUCAGGUCAUACAAGAGGGUUGUCGGUUGUACCAGAAGAGUUUUUUCUGCUUUGUCCAUCUGAGCAUUCAAGAGUUUCUAGCAGCUUUUUAUGUCUCCCAUAGAUUCAAUAAUGAAGGUGAAAAUCUGCUGACCAAACCAGCUUCAGUGGUUGCAGACUUGCCUGCAGCAUCCUUCUACAAGACAGCAGUGGACAAGGCUUUAGAUAGUGAAAAUGGAGACUGGGAUCUUUUUCUCCGCUUCCUGCUUGGUCUCUCCCUGGAGACUAAUCAAAAACUACUGCAAGAGCUGCUGAAAAAGGCAGAAAAUAACAGGGAGACAAACGAAGAAACAAUUAAGUACAUCAAAGGGAAGAUCAGUAAUGAGAUCAUUGAUGCCGAUAAAAAGCUCAGUCUUUUCCACUGUUUGAAUGAGCUCAAUGACCACUCUCUUGUGAAAGAAGUCAAAAAGUGCCUGCAGUCAGAAACACUGGCAUUUGAAAAUUUCACUGCCUCUCAGUGGUCAGCUCUGAUCUUUGUGCUGCUGAUGUCAGACGAGAAUCUUGAUGUGUUUGACCUGAAAAAGUACCUGAAAUCAGAGAAAGUUCUUCUGGGAAUGUUGCCGGUGGUCAAAGUCUCCAAAACCACUUUGCUGAGUUGGUGUGAGCUCUCAGAGGAGUCCUGCAAAGGUUUAACAUCCUUAGUCCUCACCUCUGCAUCCUCUAAUCUCACAAAGCUGGACCUUAGUCAUAAUGACCUACUAGAUUCAGGUGUGGAGGUGCUUGCAAAUGGCCUAAAGGAUCUUCACUGUAAACUGGAGACUCUCAAGUUGUCAGGCUGUCAGGUGACAGAGAAAGGCUGCUCUGACCUGGCCUCAGCUCUCACAUCCAACACAGCAUCCCACCUGAAACAGCUGGAUCUGAGUUACAAUCAUCCAGGAGAAAAGGGGAGGGAGAUGCUCCAAGCUAUAAAAGACAAUCCAACUAUGAAGCUGAAGACACUGUGUUUGGACCAUGAUGGAGAGCAUCGGUUAAAGCCAGGACUGAAGAAAUAUGGUACAGAUCUGAAGUUUGAUGAAAACACAAUAAGCAAGAGGCUUGUUCUUUCUGAAGGGAACAGAAAAGUAAAAACUGUACAGAAGGUGGAGGAAAAGGUUGCACGAACUGUAAAUGAUGACAGGUUUAAUAGGAGUCAGGUGUUUUGUGAAGAGGGCCUGAAAGGUCUCUGCUAUUGGGAGGUGGAGUGGAGAGGGACUGUUGGCAUUGCAGUGUCAUAUAGAGAUGUGAGUAGAAAAUGGGACAGUAGUGGUGGCCUAGGAUGCAAUGAGAUGUCCUGGAGUCUGCUCUGCUCGAGGACUGGAUACACUGCCAUGCAUGGAAAAACAUCCAAACUUAUUCAACUGCCCCCUAGCCAAAAAAUUGCUGUGCUUCUGGAUUGGGAAGGUGGUACGCUGAGAUAUUACAGUGUCACAUCAGGAAAGCUAAGCCUCAUAUACACCUUCCAUGCCAAAUUCACAAAGCCACUCUUCCCAGGCUUCUGGUUUAAGAGGGGCUCUGUGACUUUGUGUGAGAUAGACUGAACGUUUCUGUGGUGGGAAAACAUGAUGACUUAAUGCUUGACAUUUUGAUAGAUUAGCAAAACUGGAUCAUUUCAAUAUCUGCAAACACUAUAUUGUGCUGUUUUCCAGAGUUCAUAUUAUAUAUCAAUGUUAGAAUUAGAAAGGAAGAGAUAAAAACAUGUCAUGUUGAUAAUGUUAUAGAUGAAGAAAACAAAUACAGACUGUUGUAGAAAUGUAAAAUAUCAAACUGUUCAUUAUAUUCACAGAAUUAAAGAUUUCUGUUAUUUCAGAGGGCCACUAUUUAAACAGACUCCUCUGUGAUUAGUUAUUUUUGUGAGCUAAUAAAAAUUGUGUGAAUAAAAAAACAAACAAAAAAAAACAUACUUAAUGUUUAUUACUUUAUUUGCCUAAAUUGUUGAAAACAUUCAGGACUUCUUUUGUAAGAGUUUUUUCUAUUAAAGGUUCAAGGUAGUUUGUUUCUUCCACAAGUCAAUGUGUUUCAUGUUUGAAUGUGUAAGCCUGGGUUGGACUGUAAUAAAAAUGAAAAGUGUCAUAGAGGAACUGCCUCUGUGAUAACCCACAGUGUGUUGGUAGAGAACUACUCUACUAUAGCAAUAAUAUGAUGUCAGUUUGUUUUUUUUUUAAUGAAGGACAUGGAUGCCAUAGAGAUUUAAUUUUGGAAUAUUUACAAUACGUGCACUCACUGGUAUACCUGAAAGUACUAUGUAAAAAAAAUAUAUAUAUGAAAGGAUGAAAUAUGCUGACUAAUGGGAUUCUGCUUUAUACAGAAAAGUUAUUUUCUCCAGUUUCUGUUGUUAUGCUUGUAAAAUGUCCUGAUUGAAUAAAUAAUGCUUCUUUUUUGAACCGA
Messenger RNA from Lates calcarifer (barramundi perch), 8374 nucleotides. RefSeq lists its product as uncharacterized. The transcript has 23 exons. Bases 256 to 7527 code for a protein of 2423 amino acids. Gene Ontology annotation, molecular function: protein binding. Lineage: Eukaryota; Metazoa; Chordata; Actinopteri; Centropomidae. The record is from RefSeq and is a predicted model, not a curated record.